UCUGCCAGAGUUCCAGUUGUGUGACCUAAUCAGACUCCUCCUUCAUCUUAACAUCAUCACAGAACUAGAAGAUGAACCAAAGGGACACUACUUCAUUCCUUAUGUUCUUCCUUCAUACAUUGAACCAGUUUCAAUUAAGGAAACUAAUGCUAAGCCACUUCUCAUAGUCUGGAGGGAAGAGGAGAGUGAAGAGAUCCUACCAGUUCCUACAGGAUUGUUCCCUUUAACCAUCGUACACCUACUCAACCAGAAAGAAUACGUUACUAAAAUUUCUCCGUCGGCGCCAGGGUAUUAUAAAUUUCGAGAUGCCAUGUCCCUCAAGAUAAUGAUCACAUCAAAGCAUUCAUUUCACCUCAUCAACCGUUACACUCAUAUUGAAGUGUACUUUACUGGUCCUACCCGGCGCUGUCCUUUAGUACGUAAGCUACUCACAACAGCUAUUAAUAAUAGCAGUGAUGCCAUGCACCUCAAGCGUAAUUACGUAAAUGCAUUUGCUUGCCCUUAUAAUGAGAGCUGCUACUGUAUCGUAAAUGAAGAUGAUUGUACAGUUUGUGGUAAAUCCUCUGAUAUUAGCAGUGACUACAGUACUUGGUUUGACGAUGCACAAGACAUUUUGGACAAGAAGCCUAAAUUAACGGACCUCCACAGGCUUUUUGAUAGUUCUGCUGGCGAUUACAUGAUCAUUGGUGCUGCACUUAAAGUUAAAGUGGAUGACCUGCCACCUACUCCAGGGACUGCUACUAAUAACCUCUUGAUAGUGUUCAAGAGAUGGAUAGAGUCUAAUAAAGGAGUGUCCUGGAGGAAUGCUCUUCGAGUUUGUAAAGAUUAUCCUGAUAAGUUUGGAAGAGUAAUGGCUGACGUGGACAAAUUUCUUGAAUCAGAUAGAGCUUGUAAAGAAUAUUUACUUGUAAAUUAAUAUUCAUUGCCUGCUAUUUUUGUUGUUAUUAUUAUUACUAUUUCUACUGUACUUGAUAGAUAAAUAUUCUCUUUAUUUUAUUCUGAUUUUCAACCUUUAAAAUUCAUUGUCCUAACCUCAAGUAUUUUUCUCCUCUAUAACUUAUCUUAUUGUUCUAUCCUAAAAUUAAUUAUUAGGCUAUUAGCAUUAUUGUUGGUCUAUUUUGACUUUUG
This is a messenger RNA of Amphimedon queenslandica, 1128 nucleotides long. RefSeq lists its product as uncharacterized. The record is from RefSeq and is a predicted model, not a curated record. NCBI's taxonomy places the organism in Eukaryota, Metazoa, Porifera, Demospongiae, Haplosclerida, Niphatidae. The coding region runs from base 311 to 916 and encodes 201 amino acids. The transcript is spliced from 2 exons.